Molecule: messenger RNA, 1860 nt
Organism: Aricia agestis (brown argus)
Lineage: Eukaryota; Metazoa; Arthropoda; Insecta; Lepidoptera; Lycaenidae
Product: glutamate receptor 2-like
Exons: 10
Coding region: 1-1860 (619 amino acids)
Cellular component (GO): membrane
Molecular function (GO): ligand-gated monoatomic ion channel activity
Source: RefSeq, a predicted model, not a curated record
AUGAACAUGGCUCCUUACGACUGGCUGAUCUUGGCGCGUUCCGUGCGCGACUUCGACAAAAUGAAUGACAUAUUGAACGCGACCGCUAUACGCUUCGACCAGAACAUAGUCGUGGCCUACCCGGACCCUCAGUAUAAGAUACAACCAUUGAAUCUUUGCAAGAAGAACUUCGUAUACUCCAAGCUAGAUCCAUUGAUACAUAAGAAACGAAAUAACGUCUACAUCAAGAAGCAAAGCUACGAUUCAAAUAGAGCUCUCUUCGAGAAUAGCUACUAUAGGACCUCGCUAAGAUUCCUCAAUAUCACCAGGCACAAAACGUAUAAGGAUAAGAUGCCUUUGCUAAGAUCGGGGGUGUUGAACUACAACUAUUCCAGGGAGUUUCAAAUGACCAACAUCAGUCAAUACUUCUUGAGGAGAGCUAUCAGGACUUGGAGUCGAAAGAAUAAUAUGACGGACUCUUUCAAAAUAAACUUGCUACAGUAUUUCAAGCUGCGAACAAAUACUACAUUAUUUGCGUCGUACUUAGGUGCUUGGAGCACAGACAGAUCUAUGUCCCUGGUGGACAGCCCGUACCCGGUGGAAGCUCGCCAGUUCAUGGGGGAGAGGCUGGUGGUGGGGCGGUGUAACGCCACGGAGGAGAAGUCCCCAGAUGAGGACACCACGUCCUCGGCAGCGCUCAUGGAUGACGUACUGCAGUUCCUCAGCGUGCAGCUUAAUGCCACUUCAGUGACGCGGUACUACAGCAAGCUCGGGUUCCGCACAUACGAGGGCGCGUGGACGGGUCUCCUGGGUGCGCUCAUGGACAACUCAGCGGACAUCGCGCUGGAGGCCGUCACCGCGCUGUCAGCACACCACGAGGACAUGGACUUCGUGUUUCCUAUCGCUGAGACCAUGUGUAACAUCUACAUACGUCACCAGGAGACUUCGGCGGUUCGGGACAUAUUCCUCGCGCCCUUCAGCCCGCGCCUUAUCGCCUGCGUGCUGUCUGUAGCUCUGGCCGCGUCUGUGGCUAUAGUCAUCAUCAGUCGCCUUACUUCGGCGUAUAGGAAUGUGCGGCAUAUGAGCUGCGGCGAAGCGCUUAUUUGGGCUACGGGGAUUCUUUGCCAACAAGGCGGCACCUGGACUCCACAGAACCCUGCGGCCAGUAUCGUCCUGAUCGUCUGUCUGCUGUUCGCUGUGGUCAUCUUCAACGCCUACGCAGCCUUCAUUACUUCAGUGUUAUCGGUGCGAGUAGCCAGUGUUGGUACAGUGGCGGAUGUAUUGCAUUCGCCAAACUUGAAGAUCGGUUACGUUAGAAACGGGGUUGACCAGAUGUAUCUAAUGUCAACAAAGGAUUCUCAGCUCAACGCGUUCUACAUCCGGGGCUACUCCGAGGCGGAGAACCUGGUGUCUACAGCGGAGGAGGGUCUGGCGCGGGCGGCGAGCCAGGAUUACGCCUUCUUCGCCGGUCAACAAGUGGCCAGACAUACGAUUAGGUCCCUGUCGCAAGCGCGCGGGCGGUGCGCGCUGCGGGAGCUGCCGGUGCACUCGACGCGGGCGGACAUGGCCUUCCCCCUGCCCAGACACUCGCCCUACUCCAGACCCAUACUCGUCAGCCUGCUGCGUCUUCGCAGUGGCGGUGCGCUGGCGCGGCUGGCGGCGGCACUGGUGCCCAGCAUGCCGCAGUGCACGCCGUCCUCGGGGUUCGCGUCGGCGCGCGCCGCGGACGUUCGCACCGCGCUGUUUAUACUACUGACUGGGCUGUCUACUGCUGUUAUUAUAGGUAUCGGCGAAUACACGUGGAGGAACCGCAAGAAGUACCGUCGGAAUUUGGGAAAAUGUUUUAAUCGAAUGUUGAAUUUAGUCCUAUUCAAACUUUAG